Messenger RNA from Filobasidium floriforme, 1319 nucleotides. Its product is annotated as nicotinate-nucleotide pyrophosphorylase. Gene Ontology annotation, cellular component: cytoplasm. The transcript has 6 exons. NCBI's taxonomy places the organism in Eukaryota, Fungi, Basidiomycota, Tremellomycetes, Filobasidiales, Filobasidiaceae. Gene Ontology annotation, biological process: NAD+ biosynthetic process; quinolinate catabolic process. The record is from RefSeq and is a predicted model, not a curated record. Bases 52 to 957 code for a protein of 301 amino acids. Gene Ontology annotation, molecular function: nicotinate-nucleotide diphosphorylase (carboxylating) activity.
UAUACCCUCUCUUCCUCUCAUAUCAUAUAGCUGAAAACACUCUCACCAACCAUGUCCACUUCGCCCAACCUAGCUCACCUCCUGCCGCCCUCGUGGAAGACCGACAUCGACCGUUGGUACGCCGAAGACACCCCCUCGUUCGACUGGGGCGGUUUGGUCGUGGGCGAAGAAGAGCAGGAAGCGUUCUUGUGGGCAAAGAGUGGGGGCAUCUUGGCCGGUGUACCUUUCUUCAACGAGAUCUUCAAGCGGGUCGAUUGCACCGUCGAAUGGCUAUACCCCGAAGGCGCCGACCUGCCUUACGACAGCAAGACCAAAGUGGCCAUCGUUCGCGGCCCAGCCCGACAACUCUUGCUGGGUGAACGGGUGGGACUGAAUAUGCUCGCUAGGUGUAGCGGGAUCGCUACCAUCUCUAAACGCUUCUCCACCCUCGCCCGCUCUUCAGGGUGGCAAGGCAAGAUCGCCGGGACGCGGAAGACGACCCCCGGCUUCCGGCUCGUCGAAAAGUACGGAAUGAUGGUCGGUGGCGUAGAUCCUCACAGGCACGACCUCUCCAGCAUGGUCAUGCUCAAGGACAACCACAUCUGGGCUUCAGGGUCCAUCACCGGGGCCAUCCGGACGUGCCGCCGUGCCGCAGGGUUUUCUCUGUUGAUCACGAUAGAAUGUCAAUCGUAUGAAGAGGCCGCGGAAGCGUUGGAUGCGGGUGCGAACAUUGUCAUGCUGGACAACAUGGUCGGGGAAGAACUUCAGGCGAACGCCAAGAAGCUCAAAGAGGUUUACGGGAAGGGUCCGGGUGGAAAGGGCAGGGAGUUUUUGAUCGAGAGUAGUGGGGGUGUUGUCGAGGACGGGUUGUUGGCGAGGAUCGGACCGGAUAUCGAUAUCCUGUCUACCUCGGCGAUCCACCAGAGCGUCCAGCACGUCGAUUUCUCGCUCAAGAUCCAGCCCCGGAAGAAGUCUUGAUCCUGGAUCAUCUUCACGACAGGCGCUUUUGGUGGGAACGUAAACGGUUGUAACCGAUAGGGAGAACAACAGAUAAGUGGAAAACACAAAGACAUGCAUGAAUGCAAGACCGGAUCAUGGCUAUCAACAAGCACGAUUGAGACACGGUAGCACCGCUCGCAUGUUACUGCUUAGAGACAGGUUUGGAUAUAUACCUCUUGUGUGCCGGUCUCAUGCGAUUCAAAGCGGGCCCCCUGGCUUCGCUGGGCAACUGGACUACUCGAGCUCAGCGUCUUCCUUGUAAAGCCCUGCUCGGGUCUCCGUUCAGUCUCCUUCGAACCUUGGCUGAAUUUUAGCAGCGAUAUUGAUGUCUUGCUCUUUGA